AUGUCGAGCGCAUCUGCGACAUCGAAUUUACCGCCAGCUAAUCACUUUCGCCCGACUUCAUCGUCCGCGCUGACCUCUCCCGGGAGGCCCAGUGCUCUGUCCGCCAUGAUGAAAGGCGAGGCUUCUGUAAGUAGGGUGCCAGAAACAUCAUGGGAUGUCGCUAGCGGAAACUCGGCUGCAGAGCCUUCCUUAUCACCGUGGUUGGGGAAUACUCCUGUGACGGUGACUCAUACAGUUCCAAAGUACAUCACAGUGACAAUGACGCCGACUCAGAGCGAUACCCCUUCGAUCGCCACGGCGCUGCCAUCAGAAGCUUUGAAAGUCGUGGAGACGAUCCCGAGCGGAGCAUUGAGCUCGGUCCACGGAGUCCUCAGGGCGGUUGAGGUCGAACGAGACUCAAGGUCUACUCACCAAGACGGCCGCGGCCCGUCCAACCGAUCGAAGACGGCUCUCGUAACCUCGGCGUUGCAUUCAUACUUGGCGGACCACGAUCCUCGGCCGGAGUCCGAUGAGCCAUCCCACAUCGGGAGUCCAGCAUCAUCAUGGGCUGCUGGGUCCACCGCUGGCGCAUCGAUCGCAGCUUCCAGUGUCGUCAGACCUCUGAUAGCACGAGCCUGGAAGGUUACUCCCACUCGGACCAUGCCGCCUUCUCUACCCAGCGCUACGACUGCGUCCGAGCUGUCACCUCGUCCCUUGAACGACUUGGGUGUGGCGGAUGACGACGACAAGACGCAAGUGAUCCAAAGGUAUAAGUCAGACAGCGGUCACACCCUAAAGUCUGCUUGGUCUUGGUUCACGAAGGGCUCCAGCAGUGCCCCUAAGGAACCAGCCGCGAAAGCAGUGGAUAACGUAGAGAGCGCUGCACCAGCACUCAGCACCGGAAGUUGGUGGAGUGUAAUCACGGGAGAGUUUGUCGAAGUAGGCGACUCACGCAGAGGACUGCGCAAUGGUCUGAGGCCACGCAGACGGACGACAGCAACAUCCGCCACGGCUGUCACUCCAGUCCCUACCGUGGUCGCAGACACCGCUCCUUCCCAGGUCCUUGAAAAGGACACUAAGGGUAUGUUUCAGACCUUUGGGGAUAUGGGACGAGGGACUGCCUCGAUGGUUCAGAAGACAGGAGAGACAGCUCUGCACCUUGCAAACCCCAUGACCUACAUCCGUGGAGCUGCAUCGCUCGCUGGAUCAGGUGUUGACUUGGCUGUGGGAGCGGGCCAAUCUGCGGUCCAACCAGUGGCAGACACCGCUUCAGAUUAUUGGGCCAAAGGGUCCUCAUUGCUCACUAACUACUGGAGCAAGGGCAAAGAUCUCGUGACUGACUUUAGUCGACAAGAGUUCGACGUAUCUCCAAUCACGGCGAGAGCCAGAGACCUCUCAUCAGUUGCCGGACUUUCGUCCUACUGGGACAGAGGGGUAGGAUUUUCGAAUAUCGCAAAGGAGGAGGCUCUCAGCAAGGCCUCACUCUUUGGCAAAUCCUUUGCUCAAGGUCUCGGAAGCGCAGCCCAGUGGAUUGAGGCCAAGGCCGCGGUCUUGGAUCAUUCAUCGGCAAUGACAGAUCGACUGGCUGCCACUCCGACCGCCACAUUGCCGGCUACCACCUCAACGAGCUUGUCAAAGCUGAUGGGAAGUCUACCGACAGUCAGAUGAUAGAAUAAGGAACCGGAGACCCCAUGGACACUUCUCUAUAGGUGGAGCAGACAUCAGAAUAGUCUUGG
Molecule: messenger RNA, 1715 nt
Organism: Kockovaella imperatae
Lineage: Eukaryota; Fungi; Basidiomycota; Tremellomycetes; Tremellales; Cuniculitremaceae
Exons: 1
Coding region: 1-1647 (548 amino acids)
Source: RefSeq, a predicted model, not a curated record